AUGGAAUUGAGGGCUGGGGCAUACAGAGGGCACGCGCAAGAAGUGCAAGCUACUCUACUAGAAAGAGAACAGGAAACUAGGACAACAUCAGGACAUACUCCGUUAGCAGAAUACGAUGCGCGGGUGGAGAGUGGCCGUCUUAGAAACGACGAGCACCAGCGCGGACUCAUCCAGUACCUCGACGACCUUCAUAUUAUGCUGUCACGUUACGAGCAACCGCCUGUACAACCGCCAGCAAUAGAAGACCUGAAGCCCAAGAAGAGUUUCUUUUCAUUCUUCUCGUCCGCGGAAGCUUCAAAACCCCCGCUCUCUCCGAUUCCAGACUCUUUACCUAAAGGAUUAUACAUGUACGGCGAUGUUGGCUCUGGAAAAACAAUGCUCAUGGAUCUCUUUUACGACACCCUUCCACCUAAUAUUACGAAGAAGACGCGUAUCCACUUCCACGCCUUCAUGCAAAGCGUGCACAAAAACCUCCACAAAAUGAAGAUGCAACAUGGCAACGAAGUCGACGCCAUCCCCUACGUAGCCGCCGGCAUCGCCGAGCGUAGCAGCGUACUCUGCUUCGACGAGUUCCAAUGCACCGACGUCGCAGACGCCAUGAUCCUGCGACGGCUUAUAGAAUCUCUAAUGGCCCACGGCACCGUUAUCGUCACCACCUCCAACCGGCACCCAGACGACCUCUACAAGAACGGCAUUCAGCGCGAAUCAUUUAUUCCCGCCAUCAACCUCCUCAAGACAAAACUCUCAGUCAUUAAUCUUGAUUCGCAAACAGAUUAUAGGAAGAUCCCAAGGCCGCCGUCGGGCGUGUAUCAUCAUCCGCUCGAUGAAGCUGCGAAGAGCCAUGCUGAGCGGUGGUUCAAGUUCCUGGGUGAUCCGGAGAACGAUCCGCCGCACAAAGCCAUCCACCAUGUCUGGGGACGUGAGAUUGAAGUCCCGAAAGCCAGUGGACGAUGCGCGUGGUUCAGCUUCAAUGAGAUUAUAGGACGGGCGACGGGCGCGGCGGAUUACCUAGAACUCAUGCGAAAUUACGACGCUUUCGUCAUCACAGACGUGCCGGGGAUGAAUCAUAGGAGUCGGGAUUUGGCGAGAAGAUUUAUUACGUUCAUUGAUGCUAUUUACGAAAGCCGCGCCAAACUCGUAAUGACCACCGCUGUCCCUCUAACUUCCCUCUUCCUCUCCGCCUCCGAACUCCAAGACGCCAUGGCCACCGACCACCCCCAGGGUACCCCUCGCUCUGCCGAUGACGGCGCAGAUGUCUCCGACGUGAUGCGAAGCCUGAUGGAUGACCUCGGGAUGAACAUGAGCAUGUUGAAGAACAGCAACCUUUUCACUGGCGAUGAAGAGAGGUUUGCGUUUGCACGCGCGCUGUCACGGCUGAGUGAGAUGGGAAGUGUGGAGUGGGUCGAGAGGGGCUGGGGAUGGAGGGGAAGGAGGAAAGGGAGAGAAAGAUGGGUGGCAAAGAGUUAA
This is a messenger RNA of Didymosphaeria variabile, 1467 nucleotides long. RefSeq names its product ATPase (gene AFG1). Gene Ontology annotation, molecular function: ATP hydrolysis activity; ATP binding. The transcript has 3 exons. Gene Ontology annotation, cellular component: mitochondrion; cytoplasm. Lineage: Eukaryota; Fungi; Ascomycota; Dothideomycetes; Pleosporales; Didymosphaeriaceae. Bases 1 to 1467 code for a protein of 488 amino acids. The record is from RefSeq and is a predicted model, not a curated record. Gene Ontology annotation, biological process: protein quality control for misfolded or incompletely synthesized proteins.